Thamnophis sirtalis is the source of this 483-nucleotide messenger RNA. The record is from RefSeq and is a predicted model, not a curated record. NCBI's taxonomy places the organism in Eukaryota, Metazoa, Chordata, Lepidosauria, Squamata, Natricidae.
UUUGGACAAAACUCAACAGCACUUUUUCAUGUGGCUGUUCACAAAAAUAGGAUCGCCAACAUGAUCUCCAACGUCCGAUGAUGGACAGGGCUCAAGAAGAAGAAGAAUUGUAUAAAUUGAUUACCAUGAUCGAAUUCAUCAAUGUUGGUUUUUCUUCUGUUUGCUGGCAGCUUUACAACGAGGUGCCCUUGGUAAGAAGUCUCCCCUUGCCCCACCAGACAAUACUAAGAACUGCAGAGAAAAUAUAUGUUUUUAUUCAAAAGGAGGUGGAAGAACACAAGGCGACCUUGACUCCGGGAGAACCUCGUGAUUUCACUGAUGCCUACUUAGAAGAAAUACAGAAGCCAGAGAAGAAAAGUUCAGGCUUUGAAGAAGAGCAAUUACGAGUCUUACUGUCUGAUCUAUUUCUGGCUGGAACAGAGACAACGGCCGCAGCACUUCAGUGGACAAUGCUCUAUUUGGUGGCCUUUCCAGAGAUUCAAG